Molecule: messenger RNA, 1438 nt
Organism: Aspergillus steynii IBT 23096
Lineage: Eukaryota; Fungi; Ascomycota; Eurotiomycetes; Eurotiales; Aspergillaceae
Product: glycosyltransferase family 32 protein
Exons: 3
Coding region: 352-1371 (339 amino acids)
Biological process (GO): mannosyl-inositol phosphorylceramide biosynthetic process
Molecular function (GO): mannosyltransferase activity
Source: RefSeq, a predicted model, not a curated record
AUGGGCAGCGGUGAUUGGAUGUGUAGUACCUAUGGACUAUGGACUGCUACUUGGAGUAUUGUUGAUUAUGGAUACCUAUGGAGGCAAUAAAAUGGAACUCUCCGGUUGUCUCUGGUGAAUAUAAUCAGCCUACCAGACAAGCUCCGACAAGCCAGACAAGCCGGUCAAGCAAUUCUCGAAUCUCACUUUGUCCCACGGUCAAACGCUUCCAAAAAGGCCUGCCUACUGGCGUUACACGAUGCAUCGCCCAAUGUACCACCCUGGGUUCUGUUCUCCUUUGCAUCCAUGGCCUGUUCCCCCAUCCUGCCUCGAACUCGACUGCGAAGUACUCGACAAGCCAAUUGACCCGUCAUGCUCCUCACGCGGGUCCGCCUGCUGCUCGUCGUCCUACUCGUCUUUCUGCUGGCCUUCCUGCAAUCCGCUCUAGCGCUUCAAUUGUACCUCCUACUCCGAUUGCCCUUUGUCUGGCGCUCCUCGUCCGCCGACUCCAUCAUCUCCCUCCAUCGCGACCUCUUUGACCUCUCGUUCCACUCCUACCCGGCAUCGCCUGUUCCCAGCGACUCGGAAUCCGCAGGCCUCUCGCAAUUCGAGCUUCUUGUGCCCGCGAGACUCCAUCAUAUCCACCUGGGAACCGCCGAGCUGCGUCCCGAAUGGCAGGCCGCGCGGGCCGAGUGUCUGAAACAGCACCCGGACUGGGAACCCUUUCUCUGGGACGACGUGGCCGCCCGGCGCCUCGUGCGUGAAGAAUUCCCCGAGCUUGCCGAUCUGUGGGAGAAUUACCCGUACCUGGUGCAGCGCGUGGACGCCCUCCGCUAUAUGGUGUUGUACAAGUACGGAGGCGCCAUCCUAGACUUCGAUCUGGUCUGUCGCCGCCCGCUCGAUCCUCUUCGUCGCUUUGAAUUCGUCGCUCCUGCGGCCCAUCCGGCCGGCUUUUCCAUCGGUAUGAUGCUCGCCGCGCCGAAUCACUCCUUCGUCGGCGAUCUCAUUCACCAGCUGCCGGCGUUUAACCGGCGGUGGCUUCUGUUGCCGUAUGCGACGGUUAUGUUUAGCGCUGGAUGUCACUAUGCUUCAACCAUCUACACCACCCAGCGCAAUCGCACCGGCCUGCGCAUUCUCUCCGGACCGCCCACAGAUCCAACCAUGCACAUGCUCAACGGACUGGUGGACACGCCGUUGUUUCGACACCUGGGGACCUCGUCCUGGCAUGCGCAAGAUGUCGCCAUGUUCAAACUGACGCUGCGGGGGAGCUGGACGUGUCUGGUAGCGUUUGGAAUCGGGUUCGGGGCUGUCGUGCUCGUCUCUUUGGGUGCGUUUGGGGUUAUGCGACGGUCGUUGAAACGGGCUAGGGCGACGAUCACGAAGACGGUGUAGUUCUACUGUCUUUCUCGAUGGCUAUCAUUCUGGAUCUUCUAUUUUUGUUUAUCUAUCACCAAUCUUU